Molecule: messenger RNA, 1360 nt
Organism: Paramecium pentaurelia
Lineage: Eukaryota; Ciliophora; Oligohymenophorea; Peniculida; Parameciidae
Source: the annotation of a GenBank genome assembly
AUGAAGAAUUUAAUUAUUUUUGGGGCUCUUAUUGGUGUAUUCUAUAUUAUUGAUAAACAAUUGAAUAUUGAAUUUAUUGAAUCAGAAUUACUUAAAAGAAACUGUCAUUAUAGCUAAUCAGAGGAUAAUGAAAAUAUAGAAUAUUGUGUUUUUAUUUGGAAUUCUAAUGAAACAUUGGCAACAUUUUACUUUUUAUAUUCAUUACCAAUAGAAAUAACAAAAAACUUGAAUAUUUAUUAUUAGCCAUUUCCAACUUCAAAAUAAUUGACAUUUACAAAUAUUUUUUUAGAAGAUCAAAAAAAUUCGACAUUUCCAUUUAUUGAUUCAGAAAUCAUUAAAUAAGAAGUAUAGAGUUCAUUUAAUUUCAAAUUACUCAACUUUACAUUGAAGUAGGGUAAUAUCAAUAAUAAUUAAUAUUAUCUUAUGACUACUUAAUUAUCUGCUGUUUGUACUUAUGCAAUUUUCACAAAAAGUUUAAAUUUAGAGAUCACAGCUUAUUUUAAAAAUAAUCUUAAGUAUUUAGAAGAUGCUUUUGUAGCAUUCCUUUGUCUUGUAAUUAUGUUUCUAGCGAAUUAAUUUAAUAAAUUAGAGAAUACUUCAAUGAUUGCAUUAGGAAAUUAUAUAAAAUAAAAUAAACCACAUAUGCUUCUAAUCAUAUUAUUAAUUGCUUAACCUUUAAGACCCUUAUGCUAUUUUCCUGAAUUUGAAGCAAUUGAAUGGCUUAUUGGUUAAACAUGUUAUGCAAUUGGAGAGUUUUUAUUUUUAAGAUAUUUCUUAUAAAUUCUAUCCUAUUUAUAAGGAUAAAAUAAUAAAACUAACAAAUUAAGAAAUACUCUUGUUUCUAUAUUUGUAAUUGUACCAAUAAGUAUUGAUAGAUGGUUGAUUUCAUUUGAAAAUCAAAGCUUUGUUAUUAAAGAUUUAGAGAAUUAAGUAGAUAAUAUUAAUAAUCUUUUAAAAAUAUGUUGGAUAUGUUAUUUAUUAUAUGCUAGCAUUUUUGCUUAUGAGAUUAUGAUUAGUUUGCAAUCACAUUUGAUAAGUAAAUUUAUUAUUUAAUUUAGGAUUGGAUAUAUUUAUAAUAGAUAUUCUUUUCUUUAUGGUCUAUUCUUUUUAGAAAAGUUCUUUUUAUUUAUAUUAUGAAAACUAUGAUCAUCAUCUGUUUAAUCCCAUCAAUAUGCUUAUGAUAACUUCCUAUAUUGCUAUAUUACUAAAUACAAAUUUUAAUAAGGAAAUAGAAUAAUCUUAAGAAUUAAGUAACAUUAGGCAUUAGAUUGAUUAAGAAGAUGAAAAUGGAGAGAAUAUAGAAUCAACUAUAGCUGAGUAUUAUAUGGAAAAAUCUUCUGAUGAUUAAACAUUGAUUUGA